Molecule: messenger RNA, 792 nt
Organism: Fragaria vesca subsp. vesca
Lineage: Eukaryota; Viridiplantae; Streptophyta; Magnoliopsida; Rosales; Rosaceae
Product: F-box/kelch-repeat protein At3g23880-like
Exons: 2
Coding region: 1-792 (263 amino acids)
Source: RefSeq, a predicted model, not a curated record
AUGCAGGGAAGUCCUUCUGGAAGAGAUCUACCUGUAAUCUUUCUGAGGUUACCCGUCAAAUCUUUACUCAGAUUUCGAGUGUGCAAGUCAUGGAGGUCUAUAAUCUCAUCAUCUACUUUCAUCGACACCCACUGUAGAGUCGGCGGCCAACUCCUCUUGCUACAGGCUUCACUUUCAAGUGGAUAUUCGAGUUAUGAGCCUUUCUCGUUGCAUCGGAAUAACCCUUCAUUCGAUGAUCCAUUCUUAGCUUACGAUUGGAUGCAACUAAAAGCUGUUCAUGUUGCCUUCAAAAGACAAUAUAGAGAUUUAGGAAGCAAGCCUAUCAAUGUCGCCGGGACUUGUAACGGCGUGGUCUGCCUUGUUGCUCAAGACUUCACUGUGUUGCUUUGGAACCCUAGUAUUCGGAAGUUUGUAGUUUUGGCCAGGCCUAGUGUUACUUUGCGCCGGGAUGAUGGAGUUUUGAGAGCUGUUUAUAAGAGUGGAAGAGGAGCUGGUUGCUCAAGUGAGGUUGAGAUUUGGUCAUUGGCCCGGGGAUCUUGGAAGAGUCUAACUGCUCCGAUGGAUAUUCCUGGUGACAGUACCUGGUAUCCCAAAGCUUUUCUUCUUGAACCUCAUGCUUUUGUCAAUGGUGCUCUGCAUUGGUUUCAUAAUAAGUUUAAGAGGAUGAGCUACUCCAUUGUUACCUUUGAUAUUUCAAGUGAAUCAUUUAGCGAAAUCACGAUGCCUGAGUUCUGGGAGAAUAAAGGGAUUUGUUUGAUGUCGAGUUACAAGGAAUACACUUGCUUUCUUUGA